AUGAAUAGUUUUCCGUCUAAUAAUAUAGAUAAACAUAAUAUGAUUUCUAUUCAAAAUAAAAAAGAUAGAUCAAAAUAUAAUAAUAAGGAGGACAAUGAAGAAAUAAGAUACGAAUAUGAACUUAAUAGGUUGGAUCCACCUUUAAAAAAGGGCUCACUUAUAGAAAAAAAAAAAAAAAAAAUAAAUAAUGAAAAUAAAGUAAAAGAUAAUAAUGAGAAUAACAAAUGUGAAACAGAAAUAAAUCCUUCAAAAUCUGAUAUUGCUGAUAAGGUAUCUUUUAAUAAAGAGAACCCUAAAUCUAUUGAGGAAAAAAUAACAAAUGAAAAAGAAAAAGAAGAAAAAAAAAAGAAAAAGAAAGAAAAAAAGAAAGAAAAAAAGAAAGAAAAAAAAGAAAAGAAUGACAAGAGUAUAAAUAAGGAAAAAGAGAUAAAAAAUCUAGUGAUUAAAUACAAUAUAUUAGAAGUAAAUGAAACAAAUGAUGAAAACAAAUAUAUAAAAAAUAUUUCAAAUAAUAAAGAACAUUGCUAUAAUCACGACAGUAUCAUAUUAGAAUGUUAUAAAAGUAAAAAUGAGAAUAGUCUAAUUAAUACUAAAGAGAAUGAAAAUAAAAAGGAUAAAUUAAAAAAAAAAUUAAGCAAAAAAAGGGGGAGGGAAAAAAAAAAUAAUAAUAAUAAUGAAAACGUCGAAAAAAUAAAAAAAAUGAAUGAUGAUAAUAUUAUGAUAGAUAAAAUAGACACUAAAAUUUUAAAUGAAAACUAUAGAAUGGGAAACAAUAAAAACGAAACAAAAAUUGUAGAUAAUAAUCAAAACAUAAAGAAAGAAAAAAAAAAAUGCUUAUCAUCUUAUAUACAAGUAGAAAAAAUAAAAACAAAAACUUUGGAGGAUGUUAAUUGCAAAGAUAGUGAAAAAAAUAUAUCAGAAAAUGAUCAUACUAAUAGCAUUAAAAAAAAAUUUAUUUUAAAUGAUGAAAAUAAGAGAAAAAAUAAAAAUACAAAAGAAAAAACACAUGGAAUUUUAAUAACUAAUUCGAGUGAAUAUAUAAACAGAAAAAAUAGUAAAUAUAGAGAAGAUAAUUCCGUUAUGUCUUGUAGCAUUGGACAAACAACAAAUAUAGAAAACGAUAAAACGGAGAAGAAUAGUGCAGAAUAUUCUGAAGAUAAUUUACCUGAAGAAAACAUAGCUUUAGAUAAAAUGAAUGAAACAGUAAUUAUAAAUGGAAGAAAACCUAAGGAAAAGAAAAAAAAAAAAAAAGAUCAAGUAAAUGAAUUAAAUAAAAAAGACAAAAAAAAAAAAAAAAAAAAUCAAACGUUAGAAAUCAAAGAAAAGAAAAAGGAAAAAACAAAGGAGAAAUCAAAAAGAAAAACAAAAGAAAACAAAAAUAAAAAGCAAAAAAAAGAAAAACAAAAAGAAAAUGAACAAGAGGAUGAAAUAGAUGUAGAUAAAGAUCAAAAAAAAAAAAUAGAGGAAUUUAGAUUAAAAAAAAAAAAAAGUUUUACAAAUGAAAAACCUGAAUGCUAUAACAAAGAAAAUAUUGGAAAUUUAAAUAAAAAACCCAGUGGAGAAUUUAUAUAUGAAACAGAAAGUAAAAUAUUAUUAAAAAAAAAUAGCAAUCAAGUAAAUGAAAUAAAUACAAAAACAACACUUGAUGUAAAUGAAUUGAAUAAUAUGUAUAAUACAAAAUAUAAUGUAAAGCAUUUGGUUAAACAAAACAUGGUUCCUAUUUAUUUAAAAUAUUUUAUUCUAUUUUUUUUUUUUUUAGAAACUCAUGAAAGCAAAGUAUGUAUUGUUAAUUCGUUUCAAAAUAUAUCUAGUAUUUCUUCUGAAAAUUAUGAUAGUAAUAAAGAUAGUUAUGUCUGUCAAUCUUUUAACUAUAAUAUUAAAAAAUUAUUUGAUUUGGCAUCAUAUCUUAAAAACAACGUUAAGAAUUAUAGAAACCUUCUAAAAGAAGAAAAUUUAGAAAUUUAUGAAAGAAAAUGCAUUAAAGAUAUAAUAAUAUUUCAUAAAUUAAAAUUGGAAUACUUAAAAAAAAAUAAAAAGAAUUAUAUAGAAGAAAAAAAUUUAGGGAAUAGUAAACUUGACAAUAAAAAAAUUGAAUUAAAUGAUAGCUCAGAAGAAGGUAAAGAAGAAAUAAUUAAAAAUUUUGAACAAUUUAACAUCAUACUAUCAGAAAAAGAAGAAGACAAUAAUAUUAUAUAUAACAAAGAAAUUACCAAAACAAGAAUAAAAAAUAGCAAAAAUAAUGCAACGAAUAUGUAUGAUAUUUCUAAAAAAAUAGAAGAAAAAGAUAGAGAACUAAAUUAUAAUAACAAUAAUAAAUUAUUUAAUAAAAAAAAUUCAGAUACAAAUAAAAAUUCGAAUAUGUCUUUUGAUUAUUCUUCUUUUGACAAUAAUACAUUAGAUUAUAAAAAAAAUAUAAGCAAAUUAAGUGAAUAUAAACCUGAAAUAGAAAGAAGAAAUGACAAAGAACUUAAAGAGGAAAUUGUAAAAAUAGAAAAAAUGGAAAUAGAUAAAGAAGAAAGUUCAAGUAAAAAUAUUUUUGAAACAAUUUAUAAAUUUUAUGUUAAAAACUCAAAUGAUGAAAUAACUAAAAAUAAUUGUGCAUAUGCAAAUAAAACAAAUGAAAAAAGUAAAUUAAAAGGAAUGGAUCUAGAAUUAUUUUUAAAUUUUGCAAAACAUUAUAAAAUAUUUAAAAGUUUACUUACAAAGAGUGAAUUAGAAAAAAUAUUUUUGAAUGAAAGUAAAGGAAACACAUAUAUUCAAGAUAAGCACUUUAAAAAGGUUUUAAUGAUAUGCGCUCAAAUAGCUUUUACAAAACCACCUCAUAAAGUUAAUUUUACUGAUACUAAAAAAAUUUAUUUGUCUUUAAUUUCAUGGCUUUCUAAUAAUUCACCGGAUGAACAAAAAGAAAAAAUUUUGAAGGCAAUUACGGCAUCGGAUGCAGAUAAUUCCAAAGAAUAUGGUAGAAUAAUAGAUAAUCAAAAUAAUAAUAUUAAAAAAUUGACAGAUUCAAAAAUCAAAAUGUUGAAAAGUAGGAAAUCCUCAUUUUAUAUAAAUGAUAAAAAAAAGUAA
Plasmodium relictum is the source of this 3069-nucleotide messenger RNA. Its product is annotated as conserved Plasmodium protein, unknown function. The transcript has 2 exons. The record is from RefSeq and is a predicted model, not a curated record. NCBI's taxonomy places the organism in Eukaryota, Apicomplexa, Aconoidasida, Haemosporida, Plasmodiidae. Bases 1 to 3069 code for a protein of 1022 amino acids.